AUCUAAAUUUAAAAGGAGGGUAUGAUAAAUGUUGACUGGUCAAAACCUUAUUUGGAAUCAGACACUUUAAUUCGUUCAGCCCGCAUCUGAUUCUCCUCUCUCUCUCUCUCUCGUACGUGUGAUGAGUAGAGGAAUUGAUGGCUGGUGAUGACGAAUCCAUGACGUGUCUGCGAUCACAGCCGUUACAUAACCGGGGUUAGAUGAUGUAUAUAACUUGAAAUCCAAGGGCGUUGUUUAUUUAAAGAAUUAUUCUUGCUUGCUUUCUUUCUGUCCUCACACAAGCCCAGUUCUGUGUCUUCUUUGAAACCAUUUGACCGUUGGAUCAUCUCUUCUUCUCUUCCAAGGUAAUGCCGGAUUCAUUCAAUCAGAGCCAGCUGGCCGCCUCCCCUCGUCCUAUUUUCCAUCUCUGCUUCUCAUUCUGGCUAGGCGGAGGAAAGGAAGAGACAUCUUCCCGCUUUCAGCUUAAACAAGCUCAACGGAGCCUCUUCUCCGCACGUUAAUUACGGACUCGUCAACUUCUUCAUAAAAGCAUUUGGUUACUUCUUCAUUCGAGUAUUGAUUUCUUGCAUUGGCAAUACUGCAGCAUUUGAAGGAAGUAUAAUUGAUGAGAUGUAUGCAGAACUAGAGAAUCACAGGAGUUUUCUGAAAUGUCUUUAUUUCUUCUGCUCUAGCUUCGAUUUCAGUUUAAAGAAUUCUUUGGAGGGCUGAGAUGGGAUGUUCGGCUUCUAAGCUGGAUGAUGAGGAGGCAGUUCAGCUCUGCAAAGAACGAAAGAAGUUCAUUAAACAGGUGAUUGAGCACAGAAACAGAUUUGCCUCUGGCCAUGUUGCUUACAUUCAGUCAAUGAGGCGAGUCUCAUUUGCUCUUCUACAGUAUGUUUUGGCUGAUGAUCUCCACGAGUUUCUGUCUGAUUCAUACACCACUCCUCCAUUCACUCCUGUGAAGGAACUGAGCCCAGAAAUCAGAGCUCCUCUUAAGUUCUCUACACCAACAACAAAUGAGAGGGUAAAGAACAGCGUUUACACUGUAAAUUACUUAAGAUCAGGUGGAACUCAAUCAGUUGCUGUUGAAGAAUGGCUCGAGCCACAUGAAACUGUGCAGCUUGAAUCCUACUAUCCCAGGGAAACUCUUGGUAUGAAUGGUUUCUUUGUGUCACAAUCUUCACCAGUUAAUAGAGCAUCAUUCUUCUCUUCUCCUUACAAUAGAUCAAGCUAUCAAUUCUCAUCUCCUCAAACUUCUAUGUGGGAUUAUUUCUGGAAUCCUUUCUCAUCGGAUCAGUUGGGGUAUUCCUCAAGGAGCAGUUUUGAUAGGACAGUAAACGAUGACGAUAUAGCUGGGUUGAGGCAGGUUCGAGAAGCGGAAGGAAUUCCUGAACUGGAAGAAGAUAUAGAUGAUGAUCAUGACCAUGACCAUGAAGAAGAAAAUGCAGUUUUUUGGAAGGCUGAACCAAAGAAUGAGACACUAGAGGUUGAAUCUAAGCAUACAGUCCUAGUUUGUGAUGAAAGUCCGGUUUCUGCAAAUACAGAGGUUGAACAGGUUCAAGAGGUAAAGGAGUUCAAAUCUAACGGGGCACAGAGCACUGAAGCAUCAAAAGAUCAAAAUGCAGUAGAACUGGAGAUCCCAACUCGGUAUCUGGUGGCAGCAACCAGUAAUGCUGAAAAAACACCCGGUUUUACAGUAUAUGUGAACAGAAGGCCUUCUAGCUUGGCGGAGGUGAUGAAGGAUAUGGAGAAUCAGUUCAUGAGAAUCUGUGAAUGUGCACAUGAGAUAUUGGUAAUGCUGGAAGCAAAUAGAGCUCAUUAUUCUUCAGCUUCGAAUGAUCUGGCAGCUGUGAGAAUGCUGAAUCCAGUUGCUUUGUUUCGAUCAACCUCAUCAUGUUCAUCCUCUUCAAAAUUUUUUAAAGCUUCAUGUAGUUCAAAAGGGGAUGCUGAUGAGAGCAGUAGUGAUUAUUCAGAGGAGUGUUGCAUGGUCUCUGGAAGCCACAAAUCUACCUUAGACAGGCUAUAUGCAUGGGAGAAGAAGUUAUAUGAAGAAGUAAAGUCUGGUGAAUGUAUGCGGAUUGCUUAUGAGAAGAAAUGCGUUCAACUGAGGAAUCAUGAUAUCAAUGGGGACGAGCCUUCUGUAGUUGAUAAGACAAGAGUGGCCAUAAAAGAUCUUCACACCCGCUUAAAAAUUUCUAUUCAUACGGUUGAAUCAAUUUCGAAAAGGAUUGAAGUCUUGAGGGAUGGGGAAUUGUACCCUCAGCUUAUGGAGAUGAUACAAGGCUUAUGCCGUAUGUGGAAAACAAUGGCGGACUGUCAUUUGAUCCAAAAACGUACCAUUGACGAAGGCAAGCUCCUCCUCAUGUCCAACACUGCCGCCGCCACACCACCAAACCCGCCGCAUUCCGCAGUCCAUCUGGCUGCAGAACUGCGAAACUGGCGUUCUUCCUUCGCCAACUGGAUCGACGCCCAGCGCUGUUACGCUGGUGCACUCGCCGGCUGGGCCUCCCGCUGCUCUCCUCCCGGUGCCGGCGAAUCUUUGAGCAGCCGCAAUGCCCUUUCUCCUAUAUCCCCACUCUGUGAUGGCGGCGGAGGCAGCCCGACGAUAUCGGAGGUGUUGCGGUUGUGUGUGCGGUGGUCGCGGUUGGUGGAGUCGGUGAGUGAGGAGAGGGCAGUGGAUGGGAUGGAUUUCUUUGCGGCGGGGAUGGCAUCGGUGAGUGCACAGCGGCGGGAGGAGGGGGAGGGGAUGGCGGUGCUGGCGGAGGUGGUGGGGCCGAGGGUGCUGUGCGCAGGGUUGUCGGUGGCAGUUGGAUCGUUGGCGGAGUUGGCGGUUGUGUCGGCAGAGGGGUAUGAUGCGGUGGUGAGGUAAUUUGAAGGGGGUAUUUCGGCGGCGGCCUGAUUUGCCGGGAAGUGGGCGGUGGUUCCUAGUGGUGGUGAGGUUGUAAAUUAUGGGAGAUGUUGGUGAUGUUUUAGUAUUGUAUUAUGUGUGGGCGAAUUUAAUUUUUAUUUUAUACGGAGUGGAUAUUAAAAAGGAAGAGAACAUGCAUGGUUUAGGACGAUAUCUUUGUUAAGAGAGAUGGAAUUGUGAGUGGAUUUUAUUGAGUUCAGAAAUACGUUGAU
Messenger RNA from Phalaenopsis equestris, 3099 nucleotides. RefSeq lists its product as uncharacterized. Lineage: Eukaryota; Viridiplantae; Streptophyta; Magnoliopsida; Asparagales; Orchidaceae. The transcript is spliced from 7 exons. Bases 710 to 2848 code for a protein of 712 amino acids. The record is from RefSeq and is a predicted model, not a curated record.